Mesorhabditis belari is the source of this 804-nucleotide messenger RNA. NCBI's taxonomy places the organism in Eukaryota, Metazoa, Nematoda, Chromadorea, Rhabditida, Rhabditidae. The record is from the annotation of a GenBank genome assembly.
AUGCAUCGAAAGAUUAUCUACAUGGAUCCUCAAGUGAUGGAACGAAGCGUAGGGCGGGCACUUGAGAGAAACCCUGAAAUGGAAGAGACGGUAUCCCCAUCAGUGAGUCUUCAACCGUCGCUUGCUCCACAAUAUUCGUUGCCAUCGAAAUCGGUCUCUCCAUCGAAAAGAACCCCAACUAGGUUACCCACUCUCCCCAUUGAGAAAAGAAAACCCCUUCGAUUACAACGUAUGGAACGGCCAAAUGGAAGACCGCUCACCGCAACGAAUUCCAUUGCUGGCAAAUCGACAGCAUCAAGACAAUCAACAGUUGAUUCUUUUCUUGUGAAAUCCGCCGAUUCUGUUGAGCUGAGUAUGCUAAGAAGCAUUGCUCGAUUGAGUCGACAAACAACUCGCUCAUUCGACGAAUCCCUCCGAGAACACGAAUAUGAAGAUCUUUCAGAUGAGGAACUUCUUGAAAAACCGUCAGUACAUCAACCAGAUAUCGGUGGAAAGAAAGUAAUGGGAAGAAAUGCGAUCAGUGCACACCCAAAUAGCCGUCUCAUCAAACAAAAUGAAAUUGAAGGAACCCCACAAGCGGUUCGUCGGCGAGCUCAUUCAGCCCAAAGCACAAAUGAUCGACAUCUCAUUCGAGAAAUGGAGGAUCGACUACAAGGCUUUCGACACGAAAAAACGUCAUCAACUCAGCGAUCACAGAAAUCCACUGAUUUCUCGUCAGAAUUGACAGCCGGUUUGAUCUAUGAUGCCGAUUUUGAUUGUUAUUAUUGCCCGGACGAUGACACAUAUUAUCGACUUGUACCUGAU